Molecule: messenger RNA, 2932 nt
Organism: Fundulus heteroclitus (mummichog)
Lineage: Eukaryota; Metazoa; Chordata; Actinopteri; Cyprinodontiformes; Fundulidae
Gene: ralylb
Product: RALY RNA binding protein like
Exons: 9
Coding region: 1157-2038 (293 amino acids)
Cellular component (GO): nucleus
Molecular function (GO): RNA binding
Source: RefSeq, a predicted model, not a curated record
AACAUAAAACCAGCUCAGUUGUAACUGUGGCAUGAUAAGGAGCGCAUCUUUCCUUUUUUUCCCUUCUUUCUUUCCCCCCCUACUUUUGCGCGGAGCCAAGCCGUUACAGGAGAGCAUUCAGCAUCAUCAGCUGUUCGAGGCUGGACUCUCAUUGCUGGAAGUCGGAGCCGAAGGAGUCACAUGACAGGACUGGAGGCAGAGAGCUAGAGAGAGGAAAAAGGCACAGCAUUCCGCCUCGCACCGCCAUACUGUAGCCUCUUUUGAGCCAUUUCGCAUUUUUAUUGCAACAUUUUACUCCCGCUCGGUGAGUACACUUCCAAUGGCUAUUUUUUUUGGUUUUGUUUUUCUGAGCAAAGAUUUUUUUUUUGGUCUUCUAAAUUCACCCCCUUCUUUUUCUUUUUUCUUUUUUUUGGGUUAAUUUUUCCUCCUUUUGCUGGUGUUUAAAUUGAGCAUUUGACGUGCUGGUUUUAAGCGGGUUUUUUUUUUCUUCCUCUACAAUCAAUCCAUCCAGGCUUCAAGUUUUCAGCAUGCGGUGAUUCAGAUCCAGAGGGUAAAAGAGAAAGGGAAAAAAAAGAAAAGAAAAGAAAAAGAAAACGGGUGCGUUUAUCAGUCUCUGAGAAAGCCUCUCACUUUGCUUGCAGUUUUGCAGAAACCGAGCAGGUUUUAUCAGUAGGCUACAGAGAUUUUUUUCUCCCUGCACAUUUAUUGGUGGGUUUUGAGACAUUUUUAUUAUUUUUGUUUUGAUUUUUUUUGUUGUUUUGUGUCGACUUUUGCUGUUGCUGUGGCUUUGGUUUGCAUUUUGGCAGUGUGGUUUGUGAUUUUGAUAAAUCUCACCGGUGAAACCCCUCUAUUUUACUUUGUUGCUCUUUUCUUUACCUUUUGCAAAGAAAUAAAGAAGGGAAUCAUUUUUAAAGCCCCUCCAUCUGACGUUUUAACGUGACACUUUUCUUGCAGCUGAGCUCACAGGUUUGUGCUUUUUGUUUGAUCUCUUUUUUUUUUUUCCAUUUCCUGUUGUACUCUUGGCAGUGUCAAGUAUUUUUGGAUGUUUUUUUUUUUUAAUCUAGAUUCUUGGGAGAGUUCAAUGCAUUUUUCUCGUUUUCUAUUUCAACGAGGAUGAACAGACAUUUCCCUUCUGCAGGAGGGCAACUGGAGGAGAAUGACUGGUAAAACCCAGACCAGCAACGUGACCAAUAAGAAUGACCCCCGUUCCCUCAACUCCAGAGUCUUCAUCGGGAACCUCAACACAGCCAUCGUUAAGAAGACCGACAUAGAGGUCAUCUUCGCCAAGUACGGCAAGAUAGUGGGUUGCUCCGUGCACAAAGGUUACGCAUUUGUACAGUACAUGAAUGAAAGGAACGCCCGGGCUGCUGUGGCGGGGGAAAACGCCCGGAUCAUUGCUGGACAACCUCUUGACAUAAACAUGGCAGGCGAGCCCAAACCCUACAGGCCUAAAGGCGCCUCCAAACGGCCGCUCUCAGCUGUGUACAGUGGUUACGAGUUUGAUUAUGAAUACUACAGGGAUGAUUUCUACAGCAGGCUUUUUGAUUACCAUGGCAGAGUGGCCCCCCCACCCAGAGCUGUUAUCCCUCUGAAACGUUCCAGGGUGCUCGCUCCUUCCUCUCGCCGUGGCAAGACUUCCUUCCCUGUCAAAACAUCCUCCUCUUCUUCCUCUUCAUCCUCCAGACCUCCAACAUCGUCUUCCUCCCUCUCAGGUGUCAAAUUGAAGACGGACCAGCUCCAGACCAUUAAGCGAGAGCUCACCCAGAUCAAAAUGAAGAUCGACUCUUUACUGGGACGCCUGGAGAAGAUUGAGAAACAGCAGAGGACCGAAUCUGAGGCUCAGAGAAAAUACGAAGACAACUGUGACUCCCUGCACGAGGAGUCUGUGUCAGAGACGGCAGACAACUCCGGAGAGGAGGCAGGCGAGGGGGCGCUGGACGUGGAGGCGGGCGAGAUGACCGAUGGAGGCGAGGACGACUACGACGAGGAGGGCAGCCACCAUCUGAUAGAGAACCACGUAUCGGACAUUGACAACUGAGAUAAGGGCGAGGAAGAAAGCUCUCCUGGUUGUAGGUUUUAGAUUUCAUUAUCACCUUCGAGAGGGGGAGAAAAAAAAGGGGGAAUCUGUGGAAGAUGAAGAUUCAGGACUGUAAGUUGUGUUUUGGAGACGCCAAGUCGUGCUGCGAUGCCUCAGCUCUGCGGCACACGUGUUCUUUAAAGAAAAAUUAUCCAAGACCCCGUUUUAACGUUUCUCUCCCGGAGUUCGCUUCGACAGCAGCUUAUAUCACACGGCGCGGAGGAAACGGGAAGAUUUAUAAAUAAUUGUUUAUGCUUUUAUGAAAUGUGCUUGCGCUGUUAUCUUGCAGUCCUUUCUUUUAAUGUUUUUUUUUUUUUUUGUUCUUGUUUUUUCUCAAACGUCAAAUGAAUAAGUUGAGGUAAGGACAAUCUCCGGGCACACAGUGGCGUUCAGAAAAUAAAUGAAAAACUCCGCUGCCGCCUGGUUUUGGAUUUGGACUCAUGCAUAAGCCAAUAGCUGUGAGCAUAACGUUAUCCAGCUCUAUCCAUUUAUCACACAAAUGUCCCUGUGGGGCUGUUCCAUCGUGUAUCCCGACUCCUGCCAAGUUUCAGAAGCAGCGAGGGCUUCCUGUGGCGGAGCGAGCCAACCCUGGCAGGGACCUCCUGACGGGGGAAGCAGGGCCCUGAUGCCUCCUCCCUGCUCCGCCUCAUGCAUCCUAACAUGGACUGCCGCUGUUCUCCCGCACCAUCUCCUUCACUCUGCACUGAUUCCCAGCAUCUCGUUCAGGCGAGAGAGCCAAGCAGGAGUUCUCAAAGCAUCGGAGGGUUUGCUUUGUUGUUGUUGUUUACUUUUUCCUACUUUUUGUCAUGUCAUUGGGAUUUUGAUAGACCAACACAAAGCACUUUCAAAUUUUGA